Molecule: messenger RNA, 2954 nt
Organism: Rhinichthys klamathensis goyatoka
Lineage: Eukaryota; Metazoa; Chordata; Actinopteri; Cypriniformes; Leuciscidae
Gene: dnai4
Product: dynein axonemal intermediate chain 4
Exons: 17
Coding region: 62-2401 (779 amino acids)
Biological process (GO): cilium movement
Cellular component (GO): axonemal dynein complex
Molecular function (GO): dynein heavy chain binding; dynein light chain binding
Source: RefSeq, a predicted model, not a curated record
UAACUUCAAGCCACCCAGCCAACCGCUUCUGUUUUAUUUCUUGCUUUUAAAAGGGUGAAACAUGUCAAACACAACAGUCAAACAGAAGAGACCUGCUCUGAAAGUCGCCAAGUCUUCCAAAACUCUAAAUGUAUCAUCUGGAGUAUUUCGUGUGAAUAAAAGCAUUUCAAAAACCAUUAACCAUUCACUCAGCGGGAAGAGCUUCAGUUCGGGAGGUGACAGUAAAGUUCUUGACAAAAGCUCGGCCCAAACACCAAAACACACUGUUCAGGUGUUUGAUGAACAUGGCCAGGACGUUGCUCCUCGCCCAUUAUAUAAUCCAGAUCCUGGGGUUUUACAACCUAAACAAGGAAAAAUAUUUCCUGCACAUGACACAUCAUCAUGGACUACCAUGACAGACUUUCCCUCGGUAGCCUUCCAGACCACCAACGCAAGCAUUACUGGACCGUUUACUAGGUCUUUUUUUGGGAGCAUUUCAGCAUCCAGAACAAGCCAGACAUUGGAAUCAGCGACUGAUGAAACUAAAGACUUGUUAGUGAAACAAGACUUGUCUAACAGUCUUUCAGAUGUUCAGGCUCGUAGAGAGGAGGUGCAGGAGCAGGUCAGGGAGGACGUAUUGGACAGUGUGGUGGAUUGUUACCUGACUGAGACAGAGACUAUCUGGCUGCUGGACAUUCCUACAGUGUCCGUGUCAGAAGAUUCAGAGGAUGCUGAGGCAGUCAAGGAAAGGAACAACACUUACACAGAACUGUGCAAAAACAGACAGGGCAACGAUAAAUAUGUGGAGCGCUCAAUGCAAACAUUCAAUGGUGCACCAAAGACGAAGGAGGUCCAAUGUGAUAGCAUUACAAUGGUAGACAAAGCUGUCAUGUCCACCAUCUGGGACAUGUAUGAUUCAUUCUGCAAUAAAAGUGAUGUCAGUGGAAACACAGUGGUGUCUGAUCAUGGAAAUAAGACUGAUGUCCCAGACUCCUCCUCCAUGAGUAACCUGGACCUGAACCCUAAGGGUCCUGAACAGAGUAUGUCUAUGGUCAGCAUCAGCAGUACAGUCAGUGGCUCAAGCGCUCAACUUGAAAAGAUGGCCUGUGUGCUUCUGGUGGAGGAAGAGCCAGAUCAUGAGCUGAUCUUACAGUCAGACAAAUUCAAGCAGGACCUAGCAGUGAUGGAAAGGGUGAUUCUGGCCAAUAUCUUCCAGCCCAAGCUUGCUGCGUACAGACAACUGCCUGUAAUAGAGGACCCAGACUGUGUGCGGAUGGCAAUGGGGUCUAAAAACUCCCUGAGUCCAUUCCUUGAGCAUCUUUGGGCCUUUGAGUGUGAACUCACCAUGGGGCAAAAUGUCAGCAGUAUGACCUGGAACAAGAAAAACCCAGAUCUUCUUGCCGUGGGAUAUGGAAAGCUUGAUUUCAAAGAUCAGAAAUCUGGACUUGUGUGCUGCUGGUCUUUGAAGAACCCCACGUGGCCUGAUCGAAUCUUUCAUUGUGAGAGUGGAGUCACUGCACUGGAUUUCUCAGCUUGUAAUGCCAAUCUGCUGGCAGUAGGCAUGCAUGAUGGCACCAUUGCCAUUUAUAAUGUCCAGGCCGCAGAACAAACGCCCAUCAUUGACAGCAGUGACUGCGUCAAGAUGCACACGUGUCCGGUGUGGCAGCUCAGAUGGAUUGAUCAUGAGAGUGGUCUGGCUGGAGAGGAUAAAGGGGAAAUACUCAUCUCUGUGUCAGCUGAUGGAAGAAUCUGCAAAUGGGUGCACUACAAAUGCCUGGAAUGUGUUGACCUGAUGACACUAAAGACGCCUAACAUGGAAACAAACCACCAGCAUAGGAACCCAGCGGCCUCAGGAUUGUCACCGGGGCUGUGUUUUGAUUUCCAUUCUAAUGAUUCAAAUAUCUACCUUGCUGGAACAGAGGACGGUUAUAUUCACAAGUGCUCUUAUUCAUAUAAUGAAGAAUUCUUGGAAACUUACAAAGCCCACAAAGGUCCCGUCUAUAAGGUGACAUGGUCGCCGUUCUGUCCAGACGUUUUCCUGAGUUGUUCCUCAGAUUGGACUAUUCAACUGUGGAGGCAGGACCUCCAGAGACCCGUGCUUUGUUUCACCUCUGGACAGAAGGCUGUGUUUGAUAUCACGUGGUCCCCACACUGUGCUACUGUCUUUGGAGCUGUCAGUGAGGGCAAGGUGGAGAUCUGGGACCUGAGAAUCAGCAGUCUGGACCCGACAAUUGUGAGCGCGACCUGUCCAGGAGUGAAUCCGACAGCUCUUCUGUUCACCUCUGAGACAGACUGUGUUCUGGUGGGGGACAGUGAAGGGAAGGUCACCGUGUACAAGCUGAAGAACCUCAUAGAUGGAGGUAGCACACAGGUGGAGACGUUGGAGGAUGUAAUUCAGUCCACACUGUCCAGUCAACACUGAAGAGCAUUAGGAAAGACUGGUACAGGCUCAUAGAUGGAUCAGGCUGUUUGUUUUUACCUCUCCAUCAUCAUAAUCUAUAUCCUCUGGCAGACUGAGUGACUCCAUUUUACAUAACAAUGGGAUUACAGCACACAUGCCUGUUUGUGCCUUAUUGUGCAUCCAUGUAGGAAUAAAUAUAUUCCUCCAAAAAGGCAUGUUUUAAGGUAAACUACAGUACAGUGAAUUUAUUUUUUAUUUUGAUUAGAUGAAAAUGUCUUUUAUGUAUUUUUAAGCCUUUGGUUGUUAUAUGUUAACUUGUGUUAACAACGCAGGUACUAUAACAACAUUGCUUCUGAAGCUAUUAAAAAAAAAUACAAUAUAUUUUGUAUACAAACAUUUUGUGUGGGAAAUACAGACAGAAUGUAGGUGUUUGUUCUGUGCGAAUGGACAGUUUUAUUACCACUUGCCCGCCACACAUUACAGCUUAUCGACGACAUGAGUACAACAUCACACUUUUACAAAUGACUGUCAUUACUGAACUGUUGUUCUCUCUUACAUCUAAAAAAAAGCGUCU